AUGGCGAUGGCAGCCACCGAGGCUGCGUUUCACUUCCUAGAUAAUUUCCAGAAGCAUCGUGCGGAGCUUGCGAUCAAGUACACACCUACGCAAUUCGGCCGUUUCUCGACUUUGAUAAAAAUGGCUCUCAAGGACCAUGAGUGGCAACAGGAUGGUGGUCCAAAUGAGACAGGAGAGGGGUACUCUCGAAAAGAUACCUUGGCACAUCGAGAUGAAUGGCAGCAGCUAGGGAGAGGAUUCGAGGGUAGAGUAUUCAAAUACCAGGGAAAUGUCAUCAAAGUAUUCAGCAGCGAGAGAACACCACUCAGGAACUGUAUGCCUGGGACGGAACCACGGCUACGGUGGCCAACGGAAAUCCCAGCCUCCCUUAUUCUUGGUGGUCCGGCCAAUGAGCCAAAGAGGGAGAACCGUUCGGGUUUUCUAUCCGUCGUCGACUAUUACCUUUCGCCCAGCACGGGUAACCAAGCCAGGGAAUGGCACCUUGUAACUCCAUUCCUACCGCUGGGUAACCUUGGGAAGCUGGCGUAUCACUUGAGGAGGUCUGACAUCUCUUAUACAGUUCGCGAACUCGAUAUCGUGUUCCGACCCUCAAUCGAGCGUCUGUUGGAGGUCUUGGGUGGAAUGCAUAUGGAUUCUGGGCUCUGCCACGAUGAUGUGAAGCUGGACAAUAUAUUCCUGGGUUCUUCGCAGCCGAUACUAGAUACAUCAAAAUUGGAGGCUGGUUCAGCAACAGAGUGGCUUCUGGGAGAUCUCGGCAACGUUCGCGAACGAGACCAUCCGUAUCAUGUGUCGAACCUAUGGACACUGAGCGGAAACUUGCCGGACUGCCGAGCAAACGAUGUACUGAGGCUGCUCAAGGUGUACAUGACAUUUCUCAGAGAAUCAAUGGUCGAGCCUGCAAUAUUUGACGAGGAAUUUUUCCAAGACUCACAGCCGUGGAGCAGGCUGUUCUGGUUGAUUUGGGAAGACGCUCAGAAGGGACGAGGCCUAUCUGCAAGCUCAGCUUUGGAGCUGUCGCGGAAGAGCGCACAUCGGCCCACAGAUAAGCCAAGAGAGAACGCGUACAUCGAUCGUCAGCCAAGAGAAUGGUGGGACUUUCUUUGGCGUAUGAUAGCAGGAAACAGCGUGGCACGGCACUGGGCAGUGAAGAAGACACUUCGUAUCAGUGCAGGAGACGCAGUGGCCAGGAAAUGGGGGCUGGUUCUCCUCUUGAGCGUGCCUCGUGGUUCCUGUGAUGUAGAUACCCUAUAG
Messenger RNA from Clonostachys byssicola, 1251 nucleotides. NCBI's taxonomy places the organism in Eukaryota, Fungi, Ascomycota, Sordariomycetes, Hypocreales, Bionectriaceae. The record is from the annotation of a GenBank genome assembly.